This is a messenger RNA of Oncorhynchus mykiss (rainbow trout), 4499 nucleotides long. The record is from RefSeq and is a predicted model, not a curated record. Lineage: Eukaryota; Metazoa; Chordata; Actinopteri; Salmoniformes; Salmonidae.
CAACUGUGUUUGCUAGGGAUGGGGAAAUGAUGUCACGCUGUACUUUCGUGGCUCAUGUUGCGUAAAAUGCUGCCACCACUUCCGCACUGAGUUCUUGAAAAGACAAGGCUGAGAAGCAAGGGACUUUUUGGUGGUUCGAGGCCCGGGGUUUUGAAUAUGGAGGAUGGGGAAGGGAGGUUGAUAGGGGUCAAGUACAAGGGGGAAAACCUGAUACAAGAGAGGAGGUUGAGAGAGAGAAGUACAUACAUGGGAAAUCAUGCUACAGCAGUUCAGAAGGUGGCAUUGACAAGAGGAAGAUGGGGACAGGGUCAAGGGAACAAGGAAAAACAUUGGGGAAAGAGUAGAUGGGUGUACAAAAAUGGAAACCAUACUUUUAGUAGCUCAGAAAGUGAAACUGAUGAGUGACAUGGAGUUGAAGAGAGCGAGGAUAAAGUUUUAAAAAAUAAAAUGGAGGAGAGGAGCUGCAAGGGUUGGAGGUUGAUGUGUCUGUGAAAGAAAAUGAAUGGUUCCUGCCCAGUGGGAGUGAGAUUGUUGGAGAGAUCCUUGCCUUCUGGCUGAUAACAUAUGUGGUGUCAGGUUGGAAAAGAGUUUGGUGACCGAGUCAGUGAAAGGAACUUAAAGUUUUAUUCUGUCCAGAGGGAACGGGCGCUCGUCACCACGCACCUGGGGACAACCGUGACCUGCUUUGCUCUCUGGGAGUGCGGAGCGUUGAAAGGAGUGAUACCUGGUGAAGUGUUAAGGAGGAUCAACUGAAAUGGAAGAUUCCCGGUGUCUGAUACCGGCCGUUUAGUGCGUCCCAGGCUCCGUGGAGAGUGUGAAACGGAAGACACUGAUGUGAGAAGUGUGCAGUCCGGGCAUGAGACAAAGGAAUGUGUGGUAUCGGUGGAAAAAGAUCCCUCAGUUUGAAGAUGUCAAAUUUGAGGCUGCAAGUCUUCUGUCAGAGCUCUAUUGCCAACAGCUGCUUUUGCAUAAUCUGGUUGACUCUGCAAAGCCCUUGCUGCGGAAGGCCAUUCAGAUCUCCCAACAGACUCCCUACUGGCACUGCAGAUUACUCUUCCAACUGGCGGUACGUCAAUCUAACAACUAAACCUCAACUGCACACGCUGGAGAAGGAUCUAGUGUCAGCCUGUGACCUCCUGGGGGUCGGGGCAGAGUAUGCCCGGGUAGUGGGCUCCGAGUACACCAGAGCCCUCUUUCUUUUGAGCAAAGGAAUGCUGCUGCUGAUGGAGAGGAAGCUGGGGGAGGUGCACCCCCUGUUGACUCUGUGUGGGACCAUCGUGGAGAACUGGCAGGGAAACCCCAUCCAGAAGGAGUCCCUCAGGGUGUUCUUCCUGGUUCUGCAGGUCACACACUACCUGGACGCUGGACAGGUGAAGAGUGUGAAGCCGUGUCUGAAGCAGCUGCAGCAGUGCAUCCAGACCAUCUCUACACUCCACGACGAUGAGAUCCUACCCAGUAACCCUGCCGACCUGUUCCACUGGCUGCCCAAGGAGCACAUGUGUGUCCUCGUCUACCUGGUGACAGUCAUGCACUCCAUGCAAGCAGGCUACCUGGAGAAGGCCCAGAAAUACACAGACAAAGCUCUCAUGCAGCUGGAAAAGCUCAAAAUGCUGGACUCCAGCCCCAUCCUCUCCACGUUCCAAGUCAUCCUACUGGAGCACAUCAUCAUGUGUCGACUCGUCACUGGUCACAAGGCCACGGCACUGCAGGAGAUCUCUCAGGUGUGUCAGCUGUGCGCUCAGUCCCCAAGGUUGUUCACCAACCACGCAUCCCAGCUACACACCCUGCUAGGUCUGUACUGCAUCUCCGUGAACUGCAUGGAUAACGCAGAGGCGCAGUUCACUGCUGCCCUGCGGGUGAGUGACCUGACGACGCAUCAGGAGCUGUGGGCGUUCAUCGUGACCAACUUGGCCAGCGUCUACAUUAGGGAAGGCAACAGGCACCAGGAGCUUUAUAGCCUGUUGGAGAGGAUAAACCCAGAUCACAACUUCCCUGUCAGCUCUCAUUGUCUGCGAGCAGCAGCUUUCUACAUCCGUGGACUGCUCUCCUUCUUCCAGGGACGAUACAAUGAGGCCAAGCGGUUCCUGAGGGAGACUCUGAAGAUGUCCAAUGCUGAAGACCUGAAUCGUCUGACCGCAUGCUCUCUGGUCCUAUUGGGCCAUAUCUUCUAUGUGCUGGGGAACCACCGGGAGAGCAACAACAUGGUUGUUCCAGCUAUGCAGUUGGCCAGCAAGAUCCCCGACAUGUCAGUCCAGCUCUGGUCCUCAGCUCUGCUCAAGGAUCUAAACAAGGCGUGUGGGAACACGAUAGAUGCCCACGAGGCAGCUCAGAUGCACCAGAACUUCUCCCAGCAGCUCCUGCAGGACCACAUCGCUGCCUGCAGUCUCCCUGAGCACAACCUCAUCAGUUGGACGGAUGGACCACCUCCAGUGGGCCAGUUUCAGGCACAGAACGGACCCACUACCAGCCUGGCCAGCCUGCUCUGAGCACCACCACGCCAUGACCGGCUGAGAGGGGAAGGGACCGGCUGAGAGGGGAAGGGACCGGCUGAGAGGGGAAGGGACCGGCUGAGAGGGGAAGGGACCGGCUGAGAGGGGAAGGGACCGGCUGAGAGGGGAAGGGACCGGUAGGAGGAUAGAAGUGAAGGGAAAGAAAAGAAGAGGGAGACUCGUAAUGCUGCUGAUCUGCAUACAGCCGGUCUGUUUGAACAUUGUUGUUACCAUGCCAACGAGAAGCGCUAACUAAUGCUGAAAUGGAAUACUACAGAGAGAGAGAACCUCAGACUGCCACCGGACAUUUAAUGAAAGUAGAGUACCUUGUAGAGUUGAAACCUCACAUCUAAUCUUUAUUUUUUCUCAAGUUUUUACUGAUAUCCACAUGGCAGUCAAAGCUAGCUUUUUGGUCUAGCCGGUGGUGUGUAUGGUUGACUUUGAAUUGCUGACAACAAGGGUUCCGUAGAAGGUUUUUACACACAGAGAGAAAAGACACCGCCCCUACCCCAAGUUCAAAGCAGAACAAUAAACCAGUGAGAAGACAGUCACUGGAGCGAGAGAACUUUAAAAAAUGGUUAGGUCCUACACAACAGUCCUAGUGGGCAAUAAAGGCAUUGGAUUGGGUGAAUAUUUUAGUCGUUUUUAUUAUUAUUUUAUUAGUUUUUACUCAACUUUUUAAUGGCAGCGGUGUUGGCACCCCCCUUUUUUCGCAUCUAAAAAGUUUUGUCCGCCUGAACUCUCCUACAGUACCCAUUGCAGCCAGAGGGGGGCACUGCAGUCAUAUUUGAGAAACCUGUUGGUGAAAUGGCAAAGGACACUUUUUUUUUAGUUGUAUUUUAUGAAACCGUUUUUAAAUGGUGAUAGGUUUUUCAAGAAUACCACAAUUCUUAUUCACUGUGUAAUUAUGUGACAGUCACUUUUUUCUUUGGUGUUUCACAAUGCUGAUUCUUAUUUUCCAGACUUACAAACCAUUUUGCAAUGACACCUAUGUGUUGUAAAUAUUAACCAUUUAUUUUACCAAAUGAAUCAUUUAUUAGAUUUUGUAAAGUUUAACUAUUUAUAUACCAGGUUUGACAAUAUAUUAGUUUCACUUUUCUUUCUUUAUGCAGAUAUGUUUUUGUAAUAUGGCAUGUAAACAUUUAGACUUUUUCCCCGUUGUGCAUUUUGCUGUUUCUUAUGAAUUAUUGAAACAUGUAGAAGCUAGGUUUGGUCAGUUGUGGAGCAAACUGCUCGAGCUACGACAGCCUUAUCAAGUCUUUCAUACUGUGGGGUUAUUAUGGGUUGGUUAUUUUCUUUGCUGGUAUUGUUUUAAAUAAUUCAACACGUUAUCAAGAAAAGUCUCAAAUAGAAUUGCUAAAAGGAAAUUGAGUUAUUUUGCAUUGAUUUAAAAAAAAAAAUGUUUAAAUGCUGAUCUGAACACUCCAACAUACAAACGUUACCUUCAACUUUUCUUUUGAGACCAAAUAAAUAGGCUAUUACAGAGCAUUGGUCCUGAUUUGAUUUGAGACAACAGAUCAUCUAACCGCUCUGUUCAACUCAUGUAACAGACACCUUGACCCCAAUCCUAUGAGAAUUGGCUUUACACAACACUUAAAAUGCUCAUUUUCACAUUUUUGCUUGAGGGCACAUUUAUGCCCACAAUGUAGGCUGUAAGAGAUGUGUGGAAAUGGCUGAAGGCCAGGCAAUGGUGCUUUGAAAGGAAUUAUUAUUAAGAACAUUGUUUCUGCAUUGGAAAUGUCUCUUCCCCUCUAUACCCCUUCCUGAGAGAACGGUAAAACCAAAAGUCUAAUUGUGUGUAGUAACCAAGGUUUGAAUUACACGUUUAAAAAAGUUGGCCAGACCAAUCUUCACAUUCUUAACCAUUUGAGGUUUCCAUGUUAAUAUUGUGAAGCUUAUGGGAGAGCCCAGCCCUUCAAUGGUCUUGAUUUUUGUCCUCCAGACAUUGAUCAAACCUAAAUGAAUAAUGAUGUGAACAGAAAUAAAUUUAUAGAAGUCCCAGUGGCCCUG